AUGGCUUGCCAACAACAUCAAAUAAUAGAACGACAAAGGGAUGAUGCAGAGAUAUACAAAGGAGAAGCAAUAUGCAUGCAAAAAACAAAGCUUCUCCUCGAUGAAAUUUGCCUCCCAAGGGGUUUGCUUCCUUUGGACAACGUUGUCGAAAUGGGUUACAACCGUGUCACGGGUUUCGUGUGGCUCAAGCAAAGAGGCAAGAAGGUGCACCGGUACAACGACAUCGGUCGCACGGUUUCGUUCGACACGGAGGUCACCGCCUUUGUGGAGGAACGCCUGAUGCGGAGGGUCACCGGUGUUAAGACCAAAGAGCUGUUUAUAUGGCUUCCCGUGACAAAUAUCUUCAUUGAUGACCCUUCUUCUAAUAAGAUCUCCUUCGCCAAUUCCUCUGGGAUUGCUAGAUCGUUUCCUCUAUCAGCAUUUGCUCUUCAAGAAGAACAUACAACGCAACCAAAUCAACAUAGUAUUUCAUCAAAACACUUUUUUUAA
This is a messenger RNA of Lathyrus sativus (Indian pea), 489 nucleotides long. The record is from the annotation of a GenBank genome assembly. Lineage: Eukaryota; Viridiplantae; Streptophyta; Magnoliopsida; Fabales; Fabaceae.